Somion occarium is the source of this 2587-nucleotide messenger RNA. The record is from the annotation of a GenBank genome assembly. NCBI's taxonomy places the organism in Eukaryota, Fungi, Basidiomycota, Agaricomycetes, Polyporales, Cerrenaceae.
GUCUUUCAUUGCAUUUCAUAGCAUUUCAAAAUAUCUUGGAUCGUUACUGCGAAGUAGCCAAGCAUUCGAUGCUGACCGGUGACAGUGAAUAGCAUUUGGUUCAGAGCUUGUGCAGUUUUCCGAUCGCCGGUGGCAUAGACAUUCCAUCUUUGACGACAUCCAAGUCAGCCGAUAGAUAUACAGCUUCAUUUUUUCUUCUCCCUUGCUUCUACCUUCUUUUGCUGUAUAAUCUUUGCACUUCGUGAACAUAUCAACUACUGGACAUUGUAAUACUCUUGGCAUCGGACCGACGUUAAGGUAUCGAUUGAAUCUAGAACAAUUGCCUUGGCACCGAGGUGGCCACUCGUUGCCGUUCCAGUCGAGUUUAGAGCGAGAGCUAGGUACUCUUAUCUUCUUGACUCGCAAUCCAUUCACUUUGCUCAACCCGAAUAUCCAUUUUCCUCAGUUGGACCUCGGAUAGCCAUUUUCCUGAUAGAACGGAUAGAGACCCAUAGACGCGAAGUUUGACAUCCGCUUUGACCAGUGAACGACCGUUUGCUUAUAUCACUUCCACCCCGAGAUAGCGCGCGAGGUCUAGUUAAACGGUACCUGUGCCGACCUGGUAUACCUCAUCUUGACUAUUCCCGACGAGCUGAACACACGGACAUAGUAUGGAGGUUCUAUCACGCCAGGCACGGACGCCUAGUCCAGGACCGUCAGCUUACAAUCAAUCAUCACCGCUCGACACGCUCGUCCGACGUGCAUCAUCCCGCAGAGUGCGAAAUAAAGAUGCUCUUGCACCCGUAGCUACUACACCUUCACGUCUUCCAGUCAGUAACCCUUCGACUCCCCCACGAAACGUUGGCGAAAACCAAGAAUGGCCUCCUCCAGCCUCGCCUCUUUUGCAUACUCAAUUUCGAAACUCUACCGCUACAACAGCGACUGCUACCUCGUAUCUGCCAGAUACAGGGUCGACAUAUGACACGUCCAUGUCAAGUGAUGGAUGGGGUGAUAGUCCAAGACGACCGACAUCGAAUGUCGAUUCGAAGCGGGGGCAGAUAUUGAGUGUGGCAAGUGAGUACGACCUGGAUGAUAUCACUGCAAGUUACAGGGAUUCCUACGCAUCAAGUGGUACGAGUACACCUCACCCUGGUGGUCGAUUCGAUCCUUCACCAUCACCGCUGGCUGUACCAACUGUUGUCGUAUCUUCUGCCGACCCUGACCCAUUUCAAUCCCAACCAAUUCCACCUGGUUCAGCCGGCCGAGCACCUUCGCGUCUUCCUGCAUCCCACAAAGCUGCAAACUUCUCAAGACCAGUACCUCCAGUGAUCGACGGAACGGAGGAUCGAAAACGACAGGUGUUGGCAAGAAACGGAAGUCGGACAGCGCCACCGUUGAUGUACGAGGGAAGAGCAGAAGAAGUCAGCUCACUAUCUGGUUUCAGUCAAUCAUCAAGAAGCAGGCCUACGUCGCCCAAUCUGUCUGCCCAAUCAUCCCCUCAACAGGCACAGGCACGCUCUCCUCCUACUUCUCCUUCAAUAUUCCAACAACAGCAACAGCAACAUCCUCCAGGUAGUUUACCAAAUCCUUACGGACCACCACCACGAUCUGCGUCUCCUUCAACCAGUGUCUAUUCGUCUUAUUCUUACUACCCUUAUGACGGCGCCCUUCCAACGCCUACGGGAAGCACAACGCACCUGGGUCCUCGAUCUCCAACCACCCCGGGACCUUCUAAUCCCUCUCACCCAUCCUCCCGACCACAUUCUCCGCGCUCACCUGCAUCUCCAACUGCACCUCCCGAGCCCAUCACCCCAUUUGAUUACCUUCAACUAGGCAUUCAAUCCCAUCUAGCCAACGACCUAACCAAAUCAGCGCAAUACUUCGAAAAGUCAGCAACUUUAGAGGGUGGUUGUGGUGUUGGGAUGCUCAUGUGGGGUUUGACCUUGAGACAUGGUUGGGGAGUUGAGAAGAGCGAGGCGAAGGGCUUCAAGUGGCUAAAGAAAGCCGCUGAGAUCGCGGUGGUGGAUUUGGAGAGCGCGAGAGGUGGUAUGGAUGCUGGUGUAGUUCAGAACGAGCUCGUGUUGGCGAUUUAUGAGGUUGGACAGAGUUUCUUUAGGGGAUGGGGUGUGGAGAAGGAUAAGAAAAUGGGUGUGAGUUAUUUCCGAGUUGCGGCGAGGCUUGGUGACCCCGAUGCGCAGCAGGAGCUGGCGUUCUGUCUCGCUAAUGGCAAAGGGUGCAAGAAGGAUCGCAAGGAAGCAGCGAAAUGGUACCGAGCGGCGGUAAGUAUUUUCUUUUGUUACUCUGAAGUGUUGUCAUGGUGGUUAUACGUGUGCAACCUAGGUCGCCCAAGGCGUAAGUGACAUCGGUCUAGCUUGGAUUUACAAGGAGAAGUUCCAAGACUGAGGCGCAUGGUUCUUCCCGCCGACCCGUUCUCUGUUCUGAUCGCCAUUGCCGAUACUGACACUCUCACUGCUGGACCUUCAUAAACGCACAUUAUCUUUAUUCUCUUUUGGCUCUUGAGGUAUCUAAAUCAUGUAUUAUACUGGUAUACCCUACGCAUAAUGCGGACGUGAUAGACAAAUAACUAGUAGCAGGACAAAGCAAAGCG